Dovyalis caffra is the source of this 423-nucleotide messenger RNA. The record is from the annotation of a GenBank genome assembly. NCBI's taxonomy places the organism in Eukaryota, Viridiplantae, Streptophyta, Magnoliopsida, Malpighiales, Salicaceae.
AUGAAAAUGGUUCGUGAAGGUUGGAUCUCUAUGUCUGCUACUUUCACAAUUGGAAAACAAACAAAAGUAGGUGACGAAACCAAGACCCAAUCAAUAGGUCAGAACUUACAAUCUGGUCCAAUUUUUUGUGGUCCCAUUUUGAUUCUUUCCCACAGCCACUUGAUGUUUGGAUGCCAAGAAAAUGUCGGGGCAAAAGAGAGAAGAAAACAGAACAGUGAAAAGGUUAAAGGUUCCUCUUCCCUGAACACGGAAAAUCCGUACGUACGCAGUGAUGUAACAGUUGGGAGGGACACAAAGAGAGCAAGCUGGGUAAGGAUAAUGUAUGUGGGGACCAGCUGGAGUGUUACGAGGAGUAGUGCAAUAAACGCACGUGGUCCACGCGUUUCCGCGGGAAACCCACCGUCUUUCUGGCAGUUGGAUUAA